This is a messenger RNA of Frankliniella occidentalis (western flower thrips), 1993 nucleotides long. RefSeq names its product fumarate hydratase, mitochondrial. The transcript has 8 exons. The coding region runs from base 239 to 1636 and encodes 465 amino acids. NCBI's taxonomy places the organism in Eukaryota, Metazoa, Arthropoda, Insecta, Thysanoptera, Thripidae. Gene Ontology annotation, molecular function: fumarate hydratase activity. Gene Ontology annotation, cellular component: tricarboxylic acid cycle heteromeric enzyme complex; mitochondrion. Gene Ontology annotation, biological process: tricarboxylic acid cycle; fumarate metabolic process; malate metabolic process. The record is from RefSeq and is a predicted model, not a curated record.
AAUGAGGCCUUGAUAUUGUUUGCUCUACGCCCACGCCCUGCAGCCUGUGGCAUACUGAUGGGACACACUACUUUGUCUGGGUCCUAUAGUUUUGCUGUAUCACACAGUCCAUCUGGCUUUCCCCGGGAACAUCCCGGAAGGAAAUAUUCCUAUAUAUGUGAAGUGCAGGUUUUGAAAAUACCUUCUGUCUGUUCGUUUUCAACCUGUUGCAGUAUCAAUUGACCUUGCUAAGAAAGUCAUGGAGGACUAUAGACUUGAAUCCGACACCUUUGGAGAGCUGAAGGUGCCAAGUGACAAGUUGUAUGGAGCACAGACUGUCAGGUCCACCAUGAACUUUGCCAUUGGUGGUCCAUCAGAAAGAAUGCCGUUGCCUGUAGUGAAGGGAAUGGGGACAUUGAAAAAGGCUGCAGCUUUGGUAAACAAGGAGUAUGGAUUGGACCCUAAAGUUGCUGAUGCGAUCAGUAAGGCAGCGGAUGAAGUUAUUAGUGGUGAGCUGUAUGAAGCACAUUUCCCCCUUGUUAUCUGGCAAACUGGUUCAGGCACUCAGUCAAAUAUGAAUACAAAUGAGGUAAUCAGCAAUAGAGCCAUUCAACUACUUGGUGGUAAACUGGGAUCUAAGACCCCUGUUCACCCUAACGACCACGUGAACAAAAGUCAAAGCUCCAAUGAUACCUUCCCCACUGCAAUGCACAUUGCUGUGGCUGUUGAAAUCAACAAGCAGCUUUUGCCUGCAAUUGAGGGAUUACAUGAUGCUUUGAGAAAGAAGAGCAAAGAAUUUGAAAAGAUUAUCAAGAUUGGACGCACUCACACUCAGGAUGCUGUACCGCUUACCCUUGGUCAAGAGUUUGGAGGCUAUGCUCAGCAACUGGAGUUUGGUAUUGCUCGUAUCAAGGAUACACUUCCUCGUCUGUACAUGCUCGCUAUUGGUGGCACUGCUGUGGGCACAGGACUCAACACUCGAGUUGGGUUUGCUGAGAAGUGUGCUGCCAAGAUCAGUGAACUAACUGGCUUACCAUUUGUAUCUGCUCCCAACAAAUUUGAGGCUCUGGCUGCUCACGAUGCUUUGGUUGAAGUGUCUGGUGCUUUGAAUACUGUUGCUGUGAGCAUAAUGAAAAUUGCCAAUGAUAUCCGUUUUCUAGCAUCUGGACCACGCUGUGGUCUUGGUGAAUUAAGCUUGCCUGAAAAUGAGCCUGGUAGCAGUAUUAUGCCUGGAAAGGUCAAUCCUACUCAGUGUGAGGCUAUUACUAUGGUUGCUGCUCAAGUAAUGGGCAACCAUGUUGCCACUACCAUUGGUGGCAGCAAUGGUCAUUUUGAACUUAAUGUUUUCAAGCCAAUGAUUGUUGCUAAUGUACUUCGUUCAGUCCAACUGUUGGCUGACAGCAGUCGAAUGUUCACUACCAACUGUGUCCAGGGUAUUGUGGCCAAUGAAGACCGCAUUGCUAAGAUUCUGCACGAAUCUCUGAUGUUGGUUACAGCUCUAAACCCUCACAUUGGCUAUGAUAAGGCUGCCAAGAUUGCCAAGACUGCCCACAAAGAGGGAACCACAUUGAAGGAGUCUGCCCUUAAAUUGGGUUACCUGACUGAGCAACAGUUUAAUGAUUGGGUUAAACCUGAGGACAUGUUGGGGCCCAAGUAAACAAGGCUGUGUUCUGUAUAAAUCAUGUUUGCAUUUUUAGCCAAUAUUCCAUUUUAAUUAUGUGGUAUGUUGUUAAAAAAAAUCAAACACUUUGGUCCACUUUUAAAAAACUGCUGGCAGUAAAAACACUCAAAUGUAAUUGUACAUAUAUCUCAUGUAUAGAUUGUAGAUUAUUUGCCACUUUUAAAUGAUCUGUGUUGUAAUUGCUUUUUACCUGAAUGUUAUAAUCAAAAAUGUACAGAGUUUCAAACCAUCUUUUCAUUAACUGUUUAUCUGCAUACCUUGCAUUAUUUAGACCAACAAUUUGUGUUAUUUGUAUUUCAACUGCUCCCAAUAACGAGUAAAUAGUAAUAAUUA